Molecule: messenger RNA, 850 nt
Organism: Bufo bufo (common toad)
Lineage: Eukaryota; Metazoa; Chordata; Amphibia; Anura; Bufonidae
Gene: MRPL40
Product: mitochondrial ribosomal protein L40
Exons: 4
Coding region: 99-704 (201 amino acids)
Cellular component (GO): mitochondrial large ribosomal subunit; mitochondrial ribosome
Source: RefSeq, a predicted model, not a curated record
AGUUUCCGGCCGGUCCCAGCGCAGGGUGCACAGCUCUGAAGCCGUGCGAGCCGAGGUUAGAGGAGUCAGAGCCGCAGACCAGUCUGGAGUCAGGCAGCAUGAAUGCGGCGGCGUGUAACACGCUUCUACAGGCGUGCAGACAAGGCAGCCGCAGCUGCCCGCCUUGGAUAUGGAGGCGUGAAAGUCACUGGCAAACCUCUCUGCUAGGUCUUCGCUCAGUACUUCCUAUGAGAGCUGAACCUAAAAAGAAGAAGAAGGUGGAUCCCAAGAGGGAACUAAUAGCAAAGGAGCGCCUGAGGAAGAGACUUAAGAAACUGGAGCGUGUCCCACCUGAACUUAUACCCAUUGAGGACUUUACACAUUCAUCAGCAAAGUUUCUGGAUGAAAGCAGAAUUAGGAAACCACCACAGCUUUCUGAAGAAGAACAAGAAAGACGGGCUCUACUUAUUAAAAAGUGGUCUUGGAGCAAGCAGCAGGAACAUGAUGCCGAACAGAGGGGUAUUGCAUGUCUCUUGGAAUCUCAAAGAAAAGCUCUGGAAGAAUUGCGCCUGGAGUCAGAGGAGCUUUAUAAUGCCGCUAUCCGCUGUGACGCAGGAAUGCUGCCUCUGGAAAAUUCAGGACCAUGUAACACUCCGCCCAUCUCCAAAUACAAUCCACCUGAUGGGAAGUACAAUGAUAUAACUAAAGUGUACACCCAGCAAUGAAGGGGCAUGGGGUGCGUGACGGUGAUUAUGAAUUGCGACACUUUUCUAAGCAGGAUGAAAGGAACAAUGGAUACGGAGUUUUGUGCUGAUUUUAAUUCUAAAGGUGUACGUGCUAGUUAUGCAAAUAAAAUCUAUGAUGAACAUGG